UUCUAUACGUAUAUACACUGCAAAAGACGCUUGAUUUCUAUACCUGACCAACAUACAGUACCAAGUAUGCAGCUUGUUAUUGUUUCCGUGGUUUUAUUCUUGGCACUUGUGGCAUCAGUCCCCGUAGAUGAGACACGACUCGAUGUGAAGAGGGCCACGGACUGUGCAGCUCUGUCCUGUGCCAACGGGGAGAUGUGUAUUCAUCAGGUUGUGUACUGCAAGACAGACCCCUGUCCACCUCAGCCCGUCUGUGUGGCCAAAGACAGCAACGCCUGCAGAUACAAGCCGUGCCAGAACGGGGUCUGCUUCCCUGAGGCCACCUUCUUUGGUUACACCUGUGCUUGUCUUCCCGGCUAUGUUGGAAUAACUUGUGAUGUUCACGUGUAAACAAAUAAAAUACUUCACUCAACUA
This is a messenger RNA of Haliotis rubra (blacklip abalone), 412 nucleotides long. RefSeq names its product fibropellin-1-like. The record is from RefSeq and is a predicted model, not a curated record. Bases 67 to 387 code for a protein of 106 amino acids. NCBI's taxonomy places the organism in Eukaryota, Metazoa, Mollusca, Gastropoda, Lepetellida, Haliotidae. The transcript is spliced from 5 exons.